Molecule: messenger RNA, 1969 nt
Organism: Drosophila miranda
Lineage: Eukaryota; Metazoa; Arthropoda; Insecta; Diptera; Drosophilidae
Product: transcription initiation factor TFIID subunit 5-like
Exons: 3
Coding region: 91-792 (233 amino acids)
Molecular function (GO): RNA polymerase II general transcription initiation factor activity; protein binding
Source: RefSeq, a predicted model, not a curated record
UCCUUUGCCGGCGCCAUUUGCCUGGGCUUCCGUGGACGCCAUUCCGGACUGGCCGUUCGAUCGAAUAAGUUACCCAACCUGAGCACUUACAUGGCCGAGCCCAUGAACAUUGACGAUGAUGUGACUUGCGCGACGCUUUCAGAAGACCAUUGCAGCGUGGCAUUUGGCACUGCCUCCGGCAUGGUCCACAUCGUGGCCGUGAACAAGGACUGGCUACACAUGAACAUGGUGCGAAGGGAGAAGCUCUUUACUGCCCACCAGGAGCCGGUCCUGGCCUGCGCUGGAGACCGCCAGCUUCUCACCUCCUCGGCGGACCGCAUGCGGCUGUGGUGCACACGCACCGGGUUUUGUCAGAAGGUGUUUUCGCACCACGGGGCCAUGAGUGUGGCGUUCGACCCGAAGGGCUGCUACUUUGCCAGCGCCUCCAACGAUAAUGUGGCGCGCGUGUGGAGAGUGGAUCCCGCAGAGCACUUUGUGAGUUUCUUCGGUCACUUGGCACGAUUGGAGGUGUGCCUUUUCCAUCCGAAUGGAAAGUACCUGGCCACUGGAUCGGCAGACGCCACCGGCAGAAUCUGGGACUGCGAGAAAGCAAGUGAGCUGGCGCUAAUCAGCACGAUUCAGGCCUGUAAAAAUGGAAUUUUCCUUCAAAGUGGGUUCGUCGGCCGCGAUGCCCUGAUUGUCAUCUGGACGAUGAGUUCUCGGAAGGUAAUAGAGUUAAGCCCGAAAGCAGCCGAGAAGAAGACUGCCCUUGUGAAAGCUCUUGAAACUUUUACGUUGAAUGUUGAGAAAUGAUGAGAUUGAUGCAGAAAUAGCUUCUCGGACCCAGGCGCUGAGGCGAGUCAUCGAUGGAAAGCACCGUCGAGUCCAUGAAUAUACAUAAGUAUCCAAUCUAAUUUUGGAUUCAUUUAUAUAAACGUAAACAUACGCAGUUCAAACUUUAAACAUUAAAACCAACUAUUCGGAUCGCACUCAUUGUUUGAACUAAUAAACCUCAAUGAUUCCGGCACUCCCUGAGUGGCCCCAAAAGACUAUUUUAAAUAUGGUAGACAAGUGCUAAAAGUGGUUCGCGGUUACAUUCAACUGUUUUGUGGUCUGGCUUCCAGCCCACCCACGCGAAUGCACAACAAAUGGAGCAACAAUUUAUGGACCGGCACAAACCCUCUGAAAGACGAACCGAAUGAAUUAAGUAAAAUUUCUAUUUCGAAAAAUUACUGAUUAUUUACUAUCUUGCAGACAUUGAAUUUCGUGUUUGGGACAAUUGGAAAUGGCUUUAUUUAUGAUCAUCCAUUGAGGGCUCAGCACACAUACAUAUGUAGGAACAUGUGCAUAAUUGAUUAUAGAUAUGUAUAUAUAUACUACAAUAUGUGAGAAUUAGGGACCGCAGCUGCUGGAACCUCAAAAAAUAUGUCCAAGGAAUGAAUGUGUAAUAUUUCAAUCUAAGCAAUUAAGUGAUGUCCAGACACAGUGUCUUUCUUUUCCCUUCCCUCUUGGAUCCAGGGAAGAGGAUUCGAAUUGGGAUUGGGAUUGUAAAUAUAAAAUACAAAUGUUCAAUCUAAAUUAAACAUAAACAGAGUUAUAUACAGUUGAAUCUUCUUCCGGCCAUAGGAAGGACACUAGGCCGAUCAGGAUGUCAGACAGCUGGUCCUGAUCGAUACAUACGUAUAGAUUAGCUCUCUAAGAAAUACAACUAACCUAAUCUAUGCAAUCAAAUUGAUAUCAGUUAAGAUUUUCAAACUUAUAUUGCUUAUUAGUUACAUUAUCUAUUGCUUAUAACGACCUUUGGGUAUUACUACUACUACAAAUUUCGUUGGCCCUUUAAACGUCGCCCCAAAGGAACAACUAUUUCAUCGAGGCUCACUGUUAAUUUACAUAAAAAUGUUUACCAAAUCCAUGACAAGAAAAACUCAAUACUCAUAUUACAGAAAUGAUAGCAAGACUAUCUUUGUAAAAUAUACACCAUAUGGUAUAC